AUGUCUGAGUUAUGCCUCGCAGCAGCACAAACCCAAGAAGGCGGUGCUGUCUUUGCUGCGCUCCUUAGGGACCCCACACCAACAAACCACAGUAAGGGGGGCCCCCAGGGGGGCCCCCCUGAAGCCUGUGGGGGCGCUGGGGGGGGCCCCCAGGGGGGCCCCCCUGAAGCCUGCGGGGGCGCUGCCUUUCCUUCUGUUGAGGAAGUGCAGCAAUGCUUGUGUGGUGCAGCAGGAAGUGCUGGAAAUGAUAUUUUUGCUGCUGCUCGGUGUCUCUUUCUUGCUGCUCACGCGCAGCGACACAGCGGAGAUGCGCUACGGCUAUCUGUCUGUCUCCAAGCCCUUAUUGCUGCUCUAGGGGGGAAAGCGUUGCCUGAUGCUGCUGCAGCCCCAGGGGUGCAUGCAACAGCAGCAGCAGCAGCAGCAGCAGGCGAGCCUUGCACCGACCCCCAGGAGAAAAGAGAAAGCUGCGAAUCCGAGAGGCAAGAAGAGAGACAGAGAGAAGCAGCGCCAGAGACAGAGCCCACGAACGCAGCUGUCUCCCCAGGUGUCUCCUCAGGUGUCUCUUCAGGUGUCUCCCCAGGUGUAUCUGCAGCUCUAGCAAUAUCUGUGGCCACUGUUUCUCGGGUGGCGCAUUUAGAGACCCCCGACCCAUCUGCGGUGUAUCCUCAGCUCUUGCAGCUGUACAGACAGCUCGAGAGUUUGCUGCUAAAAGGGGGGGGGCCCCACGGGGGCCCCCAAUGGAAUGCGCUGCUCGCCUUAGGCACGCUGGUGCCUGUGCUGUUAGAAGGAGGUGUACUGUCUCUUGAUGAUGUAUUAUUUUUCUUGCAAUGCUUGGAGGAGUUGCUGCUGCAGAAUGCCCCUGAAUUGCAUUCUUUUGCUUCUUUGGGGCUGGCGGGGCUGGCGCACCUUGUGCAUGCGUUGCUGCCGCUGCUGCUGAUGCUGCUGCAGCUGCUGCAGCGACAGCAACAGCAACAGCAGCACCAACAGCAGCAACACCAGCAGCAGCGACUCACUCUCCCCCGCAUGCAGCAGCAAGUCGCCGAGCUGCAGCGGCUGCUGCUGCACUUCGAGAGCCUUCAGCAGCGAUUCACUCUCCCCCGCAUGCAGCAGCAAGUCGCCGAGCUGCAGAGGCUGCUGCUGCACUUCGAGAGCCUUGUAAGCCGCUCGCUUGCAGCUCAGGCUGUGGGGCCCCUAGCGAAGUUUUCACGUGCAUUUGCUGCUGCUGCUCUACUGGGGGCCCCCUUCUUGCUGCUGCCACCUUCGCGUGCUGCAGCAGCACAGCGCAGCGCAGGAGUCUCCUGCCUCACUUCUGUCUCCCUAGCCUUGGGGGGCUCCCUCGAGGCAGAUACCCGCCUGCUGCAGCAGCAACAGCAGCAGCAGCAGCAGGCUGGGAGGCAUGCACAGGGCAAGCAGCAACAGCAGCAGCAGGACCCAUCGAGUGCUGCCUUGGAGAAACUGAUAGACUGGCUCUACGGGGGGGGCCGCAGCAGCAGCAGCAGCAGCAGCAGCGGUAGCAGCAGCGGCUCUGUUGUCUCCUUUGGAGUGCCCCACGCAUCAAAGGUGCGGCAGCAGAGAUGCCCUGAUGCAGCAGCAAGCUUAGUGUUAAGUUUGGUGUACAUACACCUCAGCAACCACACAGCAGAAGGCUCUUUAGUAAGUCUACCGGAGAAGAGUUUGACGAGACUGGCGCUGCAGCACCUGCUGCAGGUGAGAGAGGGAGAAGAACUGCUGCUGCCAGAGGCGCAACUGCCCCUGCAGCAGCAGCAGCAGCAGCAGCAGCAGCAGCAGCAGCAGCAGGAGGCGGAGGAAGAAGAGCAGCAGGAUCUUCAUCUAUUGGAAUUAUCAGCAGCGCAGCAGCAGCUUGUUGCUGCAAUGGAUUGCGUGUGUCUCCUCAGCAGCCAGAGGGCCUCAAGAGAAGGAGCAGCAGCAACAGCAGCAAACUCUCUUCCUGUGCUGCACUUUGUCUGUCUCCUUGAGGGCCUCUCUCAUAGGGGUCUCCCUCCUUUCUUAGAGAUGCAGCUAAGCCGGAGAUUGACGCUGCUCUUCGCCAAAGCUUUAGAAGCAGCAGGGGGGGCCCUUGCUGAGCUUGCUGCUGCUAAGGCUAGCAGCAGGCAGCAGCAAGCAGCUGCUGCUCGUGCUGCUGCUGCUGCUGCUGCUGCUGGGGCUCAUGAUGGUGGGGGGAGUGGAUUUGCUGUUGGUGCUGCCGUUGCGGGGACGGCGGGGAAGGCUGCGCAUGCGCAGCAGCAGCAGCAGCAGCGGCUGCUGCAGCAGCUGCAAGCUUGCUCUGCUUUGCAGCUUAGCAUUCUGCGUUUUUGCUGCAGACACUGCGAUCGCCUGCCGCAGUUGGCGUCUCUUGUUGUGGGGUUUGCGCAUGCAGGCUUCGGCCUUGCUGCUGCUGCUGCUCACCGCCAGCAGCAGCAGCAGCAGCAGCAGCAGCAGCAGUAUCCGGUUCAUCGAUGGCGUCGGUUUAGUAUUGCAAUGGUCUGUUAUUUCUUCGCGUUGCUGCCUGCUGCAGCAGGCGCACUGUCUCCCCGGCAGCUGUCUUCGCUGCUAGGAAUUCUGCUGCUGCGGGGUUUGCUGCUGCCUCGCGCGGAGCCGCUGCUGUGGUGCUGCUAUCUUAAUUGCAUGCGCCGCAUAUUUGAUGCUACAAGACAGGGGCUCUGCUGCAGCGGGAGAGAGACGCAGCAGCGCAAGCGCUGGGAGCAGCAGCAGCAGCAGCAGCAGCAGCAGAGACGCAGCUGCUUCUCUCUUGUUGAGGGAGAAGCCCCCUCUUAUAUAUUUGCUUCAGUCUCUAUGAAGCUGCUUUUCUUUAGAGAGCUGCAGCAACUCAUGCUGCUGUGGGUGCUACCCUUAUUGUCAGGCACAGCAUCUUCCACCUCUUCUGCUGAACCAGCAGCAGCAGCAGCAACACCAGCAGCAGGAGCAGCAGCAGCAGCUGCUGCUGCUCGACACGUCCCGUUCGCUGUGUGGGGUGCAGCAGCAGAAGCUCUUGAGGCAUUUUUGCUGCUGCGUCGGGAUUGCAUGCGAAUUCAGGAGAUUUUAAAUGAAGAAGAAAUUAAUUCUUUACCUACUGCUGUGCUGCAGCAGGAACGGCGGCAGCAGCUGCAGCUGCAGCAGCAGCAGCAAACCCGUGAGCUCAACGAGCAGCUAGUAAAGAUGCCUGCAUGCGUUGUCGUUUAUAUGGUUCUUUCAGGGGCUGCCCCUGUAGAUCUGCUGCAUCAUAAAAGAAGGAUGCUGCUUACAGAGGAAGACCCCACAGCAGCAGCAACAGCAACAGCAGCAGCAGCAGCAGCAGCAGGAAAAGCUCCGGAGACAGCAGAAGAUCACUUAGCUGCUGAAGUUGUGGCGUUUUGUCAGGCCUGUGUUUGGCUUCCUCUUAAAGUGCAAGUCGAAACCCUUGAGGCAUUCGCCUGCAGCAGCAGCAGCAGCAGCAACAGCAGCAGCAGCAGCAGAGUGGGGGGCAUGCGCGUCUCUGCAUCACGUUCCUUCCUGGGUUUCGUUACCCUUGCUGCAUAUAUGUUGGCUCCGCAUGCAGCUUUGCUGCUGCUGCCUCGCCUCUCAGACGCAGAGCGCUUCAUGAUGCCUUGCUGCUGGGAAGCAGACAGCUACAGCAGCAGCAGCAGCAGCAGCAGUAGUAGAGGUAGUAGUAGUAGUAGUAGCACUCGCGCGCAUGCUGCAUGCAACACCAAGGCUUCUUCCGCAGCUAAUAGGGAGCCUGUUUGCAGCUGUCAUGGGCUUCAGGGCAGCAGCAGCAGCAGCAGCAGCAGCAGCAGGCCCCGUUCCUUGUUGUCUUCGUCUCCUGCACUGUCUCUUUGUGGGGAGUUUGCUGCCUUUCCAUGCUGCUGCUGGGAUGCAGUAGAACGCGAAGAUUCGCUUUAUGCUGCAGCAGCAGAGCCGAAGUGUAUGUACACCUCACAGCAAGGCAUCAAGCACCUGAUCGAGCUGCACCACCGCUGGCUUUGCUUCGCCGCCCGCAGCAGCAGCAACAGCAGCAGCAGCUACGAGCAGCAUGAGUGUUGCUGCUGCUCGCCGAGCUGCUGGUUAGGAAGGCAGCACCCGUUGUUGCAGCUGGUGGUUGGUAGUGCAGCAGCAGGUGCAGCAGCAGCAGGUGCAACAGCAGCAGCUUCAGCAGCAGCAGGUGCAGCAGCAGCAAGUGCAGCAGAUUCGUGCUUUGUCCCUUGUCUGCAGCCGCUGCUGCUGCUGCAUGCAGCAGUAACAGGGCCCCGCAGUUUUUAUUGUUUGUCUGUCUCACCAAACUUAUUUUAUCUUUCUUCUCUUAAGCCCCGCACGCUUCAAGAGAGCAGCAACUCUUAUGCAGCAGCAGGGUGUAUCUCUGCUGCUACUGCUGCUUCUGGAGAUGAGAGUGGGGGUCAGCAGGAGCAGCAGCAGCGCAGCAGCAGCAGCAGCAAACAGCGUGGGCAGCAAGAUGUUUGCUGCUUCAGCAAUGACCUCGCGCAGCAAGUGGAGGCAAAUAAACAAAAAACAAAAAAAAUAAUAUUUGGGGAGAAGUGCAGAGAAGAGUUUGUGUUAGAACGCCGAGACAACUUGCUGCGUCAGGCUCACUUGCCUAGCCACUUGCUGCUGCACUUACCCUCUUCAAGCAGCAGCAGCAGCAGCAGCUGCAGCAGCAGCAGCAGGAACGGUGCCACUGCUCAAGUGCUGUUUGCUGCAGCGGAUGCCCUAGCCCCAUCAGUGGUGCGUCUGCUCUAUGAGGAGGCAGAGAGGCGAAGACAAAGCAGCAGCAGCAGCAGCAGCUUCGGAGCAGGACAUACAGCAGAAGGCAGCGUAGAGGGGCCCCUCAGCUCUCUAUCUAAUCGCAUGCUAAUCCUAGCAAACAGACUGCAGAGACUUCUCUAUGAAGCUCAACUCAGUAGAGAGGCAGCAACUUGGGGUGUACGCUGA
This is a messenger RNA of Eimeria acervulina, 4902 nucleotides long. RefSeq lists its product as hypothetical. Gene Ontology annotation, molecular function: transcription coregulator activity. The transcript is spliced from 2 exons. The record is from RefSeq and is a predicted model, not a curated record. Gene Ontology annotation, biological process: regulation of transcription by RNA polymerase II. Gene Ontology annotation, cellular component: nucleus; SWI/SNF complex. Lineage: Eukaryota; Apicomplexa; Conoidasida; Eucoccidiorida; Eimeriidae. Bases 1 to 4902 code for a protein of 1633 amino acids.